Messenger RNA from Homarus americanus (American lobster), 3267 nucleotides. It is a transcript of the gene sax, whose product is annotated as activin receptor type-1-like. Gene Ontology annotation, cellular component: BMP receptor complex; plasma membrane. The record is from RefSeq and is a predicted model, not a curated record. Gene Ontology annotation, molecular function: SMAD binding; ATP binding; transforming growth factor beta receptor activity, type I. The transcript has 11 exons. NCBI's taxonomy places the organism in Eukaryota, Metazoa, Arthropoda, Malacostraca, Decapoda, Nephropidae. Gene Ontology annotation, biological process: protein phosphorylation; cellular response to growth factor stimulus; BMP signaling pathway. Bases 23 to 1885 code for a protein of 620 amino acids.
ACACAAUAGUUUUUAGUGAUUAAUGAUGGCGACAGUCGUGCACACAGUGAUCUACGUGUUGUCAAUAACAUCAUCGCUGUGUCUUGUUCCAGAAGGCACAAUGAAAAAUGACAACAGUAAAAUAGCAGAAGAUGACAUUUGGACAGGAGGAGGAGAUGAUAUAUUAGAUCCUUUAGGAAGGAAAUUAGAGCUAAUGAAAGAGGAUAACAAGAACAAUGAUGAUACACCUUCCAAUACAGUUCAUCACCAGAAUGUCUCACUGUUGAAUACAGAUGAAAAUAUAGAUUUUAUGAAUUAUGGUCUGCCAGAGUUACUACCAAAUGCAUCUGUGGGAGUUACACCUGUGGGAAAGUCACCUAGUGGCAGCAUGGAGACACAAGACACAGAAUUACAAGAUGGGUUCAAUAAAAGGAUAUCUUGUAUCAAAUGCAACCGGCCACAUUGUAAUGGUGUUACAGAGUGUCACAUGGCAAUCAGGUGUUGGAAAGCUCGAAUUCGUACAGAAGCUGGUGAAGUGCAAGAAGCCCGAGGAUGUAUAACCAACUCAGAUCAAGAGCUGAUGCAGUGUGGCAUUAAAGAAAGUCCUCAUAAACCCCUCAUAAUAGAAUGCUGCCAAACUAACUUCUGUAACAAUGGAAGCUUUCCAGUUUUACCAACUUCAGACCCAAUGAAGGAUGAAGGAUCACAGGUGCUAAGAGUAUUUGUGAUUCAUGUGGUUCCUGUGAUGGUGGUGGUGGUUAUUGCCAUAGUUGUGAUUAUCUUGCUCCGCCGUGCACAUAAUAGAAGGAUGCAGGAAUAUGCUGCAGCAGCUGCAGCAUCUGCUGUACCACCACAUCAUGCUAUGUAUCGAGAUGAACUUAGAGUAACUGCAGCAGGAGAUUCAACUUUACGGGAGAUCUUCAAUGACUCCAUUACGUCUGGAAGUGGAUCAGGUUUGCCACUACUCAUCCAGCGCACUCUUGCCAAGCAGAUUUGGCUCUCAGAAGUUAUUGGAAAGGGUCGAUAUGGUGAAGUGUGGUGCGGAGUUUGGCACGGGGAGAAGGUUGCCGUAAAGAUAUUUUUCUCACGAGAUGAAGCAUCAUGGGCAAGAGAAACAGAAAUAUAUAGCACGGUCCUUCUACGACAUGAAAACAUUCUGGGCUUUUAUGGCUCGGACAUGACAUCACGAGGAUCCUGUACACAGCUUUGGUUAGUAACUCACUACCAUCCACGUGGCUCUUUAUACGACCAUCUCAAUACUCACAGCCUAGACCAUACUUCACUUAUGACAGCAGCCCUCUCCACUAUAAAUGGUCUGCUUCACUUACACACGGAAAUCUUUGGAACACAAGGAAAGCCUGCCAUUGCCCAUAGAGAUAUCAAGUCAAAAAAUAUCCUUGUUAAGCUAAAUGGAUCUUGUGUGAUUGCUGAUUUUGGUCUUGCAGUAAUGCAUACACAAACUACAGGAGAAAUCAACAUCAGCAAUAAUCCUCGAGUGGGAACAAAGCGCUACAUGAGCCCUGAAGUCCUCAAUGAGUCAAUCAAUAUGAGUGUAUUUGAAUCAUUCCGUAAAGUUGACAUCUAUGCUUUGGGACUGGUUCUCUGGGAGGUGUGUCGAAGAUGUAUUUCAAAUGGAAUAGUGGAUGAAUACAAACCACCUUUUCAUGAUGUAGUUCCUAAUGACCCCAGUUUUGAUGACAUGAAAAAAGUUGUUUGUGUUGACCAGUAUCGCCCCAUGAUUCCCAACAGGUGGACCAGUGAUUCAGUAUUAGCAGGAAUGUCCAAAAUAAUCCGAGAAUGUUGGCACCAAAACCCAAGUGUGCGACUGACGGCAUUAAGAGUGAAGAAAUCGCUGGUGAAGUUGGCACAGGAGGAAACCAAGAUUAAAUUGGACUUUGAUUGUUGACGAGGGAAAACCAAAUGUACAAUGUUUAUUUGAUUCUGUCAUUAUAAGCAGCAAUAUUUAUUUACAAUUAUACUGUAAGUGUAUGAAAUGUUGUGCUUACAUGAGAAGGAUGUAAGUUAAAGUGUGUUGCUAUGAUUAAGCUGGUACAGUAUGUAGUGAUAUAGAUUAAGGAGUAUUGCCAUGAAUUUCCUAUGUAAAGAUAUUAUUUAUACAUUUUGAAUCUAAUUAAAGCAUUUAAAAUCAAACAUUGACUUUCUUCAUGUGAAAGGGAUAUGGAAUAUUGUAGAUUGAAAAUACUGAAUCAAACAAAUUAGCAACGAUUUUUAUAUCUUGUGCUGUAUGGGUUUAUUAAUAUUAAUUACUGUAAAAUUAUUUUUGUUUAUCUUGAUUAAUCAAAAUUUGUUCCUAAUUAAAAUUAUUGUUAAAUGCAUCACAAAAUGUGCUGCAGGUGUGUACAGUAAUAAGAAAGGUAUAUCCAAAUUUAUUUUGUCCAAGCACUUUUUGUUAUUUGUGAAUACUGCUUUGGUAAUAUGUGUGGACAGAUUGUUUUGCAAUUUGCAUUUUACAUCAUCUUAGAUCUGUAGAACACAGUAAAGCAAUAACUUGAAAAAUCACAGAACUCUCCAUGUAGGACUAGAAAUUUGGGUGCAGUUUAAUAAUUUCUGUGACUGGUUAUAUUGAUUUUUUCUCACCAAAUAGCAUUAUUGUUUUUUCUUUAGUGUACUAUUAAUGUUUUGUAAAUAACUUUUCUACUUAAAUAUGUAUAAUGCAGUGUGAAAGGAGUACAGAAUCUUUUUUUAUCAGUAGGUACUUAUGAAUGAUAAUACUCACUUAUGUGAAUUGUAUACUGUAAUGUAUAUAGAAAAAAGUAAUAAAUGGUUGCGCCAUAAUCAGUGAUGACAUUUGUGGCAUGAAACUAUGACCUUUGUCCUGACUUGUACAUAAUUUUUUAUCCAGUUGAACUCCAUAUUGUAUUUUCAUAUGCUAUUGAAUUGUGUGAUCUUUUUGUGAUCUAACACGGGGAGGUGCCUACAAAUGUUAGUGUCAUGUAACACAGAGCAGCGUAUAGUGGUGUUAGUGUAAUGUUAUAUAACACCAGCCUACAAUGGUGUUAAGUGUCAUGCAACAUGAAAGAGGAUACAGUGGUGUUGCAGUGUUGUUAUGUAAUGGAGCAGCCUACAGUGGUGUUACAGUGUCAUGUUAUGUAACACUACAGAGAAGCACCUACACUGGUGUUUAAGUUUAAGAGUACCAUGAAUGUGUUCUGUAGAAGAAUGAGAAUAUAUGUACAGUACUAAUUUGAGUCUCAACUUUAGAUAACCACAUGACAGCUAAAAUGUUUUUAAGGGGUUAAGGUAAAAAAUGAUGCUUUCCUAUAAUUA